Molecule: messenger RNA, 535 nt
Organism: Closterium sp. NIES-67
Lineage: Eukaryota; Viridiplantae; Streptophyta; Zygnematophyceae; Desmidiales; Closteriaceae
Source: the annotation of a GenBank genome assembly
CUGGCACACCACCCCCAGCUCGCCCCACGGGAACCGAGCAACCGCCCUAGACGGCUGUGCUCAAGGCGGACCACGUACUAAGAGGUACGUCGGUAAGGAAACACGUACCACUGCCAGACUCAGUUUCGUGGACGAGGGAAUUAGAGCUCCUCAGGUAGACCGCGACAGAAACUCAUUACCGCCAUUGAAACGCCCCGCCGCCAUCGGAAUGCGCGCCGGAUGCGCGAUGCCAUUAAAACACGUGCCUGAUGCACGAGGUUGCAGCAUGGUCAUACUAUCCUCGCCACGAACCCUGCAUCCGAACGCCGGGACACCGACUGUGCGGGCGGGAUGUGAAUGGCCUCUCACGCGACCGCCAAUGAUCUAUUCUGGUCAAUCCGGCCUGCCGUAGACGUCGACGGACGCACAGAACCGCCGUGAUCUAUCCCGCGAGCCGCGCCACACCUACCACGUCACGCCUCACUGCCCGCGUCAGAGACGCGAGCAGUUGCAGCGGGUGAGGCAGUCCGACCGUGCGCGCGACAAGGAGAGCUGU